UAAACCCUUUCCUUUUUCACCCCCCCCCCCCAAUGGAUCCCGUGUUCUUUACGGAUUCCCAGAUUUCCAUCUCUUCUUCAUUUUGAAUCUCUAUAUAUCUUCUUCUUCGCGCAGAUUGCGGUAUGUUAGCGGCGGCGGAGGAGGAAGGGAGAAAUUUUACGGAUUCUUGGAGUUCUUGAUUGUGGAUUAUGAGGGGUUUCUUGAUUUUUGCGGUGAUUUUUGGGUUGCUGCCGCUGUUUUGCUUUGGGAUCCGGGGAUUUCCGGCUGUUGGCGGCGGAGAGUACGGCGGGUUUGGGUUUUCGGAGGCGCCGGAGUAUCGCGACGGCGUGGAGUGUCCGGCGAGGGGAGACCGGGUGUCGUCGUGUGACCCUUCUCUCGUCCAUGUGGCGAUGACCCUUGACUCGGAGUAUCUCCGGGGGUCUAUUGCGGCGGUGCACUCCGUGCUCCGCCACGCGUCUUGCCCGGAGCACGUGUUCUUCCACUUCAUCGCGGCGGAGUUCGACCCGGCUAGUCCUCGGGUCCUGACCCGGCUCGUCAGAUCCGUGUUCCCUUCCCUCGAUUUCAAGGUCUAUAUCUUCCGGGAGGACGCCGUCGUGAACCUCAUCUCGUCGUCGAUCCGGGAAGCUCUGGAGAACCCGCUGAAUUACGCCCGGAGCUACCUCGGCGACAUAAUCGACCCGUGCGUGGACCGGGUCAUAUAUCUGGAUUCGGAUCUGGUUCUCGUCGACGACAUCCAGAAGCUCUGGAGCGUCGAGCUGGCGGGUUCCCGGGUCAUCGGGGCGCCCGAAUACUGUCAGGCGAACUUCACCAAUUACUUCANGACGCCGUCGUGAACCUCAUCUCGUCGUCGAUCCGGGAAGCUCUGGAGAACCCGCUGAAUUACGCCCGGAGCUACCUCGGCGACAUAAUCGACCCGUGCGUGGACCGGGUCAUAUAUCUGGAUUCGGAUCUGGUUCUCGUCGACGACAUCCAGAAGCUCUGGAGCGUCGAGCUGGCGGGUUCCCGGGUCAUCGGGGCGCCCGAAUACUGUCAGGCGAACUUCACCAAUUACUUCAGGGAUUCGUUCUGGUCGGACCCGAUUUUCUCUCGGGUAUUCGGGUCGAGAAGACCCUGUUACUUCAACACCGGCGUGAUGGUGAUGGAUCUCCGGCGGUGGCGGGAGGGGAACUACAGGAGGAAGAUCGAGCGGUGGAUGGAGGUUCAGAGGGAGAGGAGGAUAUACGAUCUGGGAUCGCUGCCGCCGUUCCUGCUGGUCUUCGCCGGAAAAAUCGAGCCGAUCGAACACCGGUGGAACCAGCACGGGCUCGGCGGCGACAACGUGAUGGGGUCUUGCCGGUCGAUCCACCCCGGUCCGGUGAGCCUGCUGCAUUGGAGCGGGAAGGGGAAGCCGUGGGCCCGGCUAGACGACGGGAAACCGUGUCCCUUGGAUCAUCUGUGGGAGCCGUAUGAUCUGUACGAGCGCCGCCGCCGCCGGCACGGUGGCAACGGGAAGCUACACAAUCUUGCUUUGAGUGAGAGGACCAAU
Molecule: messenger RNA, 1525 nt
Organism: Cuscuta campestris
Lineage: Eukaryota; Viridiplantae; Streptophyta; Magnoliopsida; Solanales; Convolvulaceae
Source: the annotation of a GenBank genome assembly